Messenger RNA from Amaranthus tricolor (Joseph's coat), 1290 nucleotides. RefSeq lists its product as uncharacterized. The transcript is spliced from 2 exons. NCBI's taxonomy places the organism in Eukaryota, Viridiplantae, Streptophyta, Magnoliopsida, Caryophyllales, Amaranthaceae. Bases 1 to 1290 code for a protein of 429 amino acids. The record is from RefSeq and is a predicted model, not a curated record.
AUGGCCAAAGGCUAUACACAGGAAUAUGGAGUUGAUUUUCAUGAGACAUUUUCCCCCAUUUUCCCCAUUGUUUUGUGGCCAAAGGCUAUACUUGCACUUGCUGCUUCUCAUAAAUGGCCUUUACAUCAGCUCGACGUUAAUAAUGCUUUUUUGCGCGGGGAUCUUCAUGAAGAUGUUUAUAUGUUAGUGCCUAAUGGUUUAUCUUAUCCUCCUAAUAUGGAUUUUACUCAGUCAAAGCUGGAUUAUUCUUUAUUCACUCACAAGGCUCAUGAUUCCAUUAAUAUUGUUGCCAUAUAUGUGGAUGACAUCAUCGUUAUUGGAAAAAAUGUUUCUCUCAUCUCUCACUUGAAGUCUCAUUUGCAUAAUAUUUUCAAUAUAAAGGACCUAAUUGGUCGAUUGAGUGUCUUCCUUGGUCUUGAGCUUACAUAUUCUGCUAAUGGUAUUAUUGUUACUCAACAAAAGUUUAGUAAGGAACUGCUCAGAGAUACUGAUAUUUCUCCCCUUACACCACAUUUUACUCCUCUUCCCUUAAACCACAAACUAUCCUCCAAUGAUUCUCCCUUAUUACCCAAUCCCACUUUAUACCACAGCUUGGUUGGUAAAUUAAACUUCUUAACUCACACCCGUCCCGAUCUCUCUUAUGUAGUCCAAACACUUAGCCAACAUAUGCAAAACCCAACUACUGCACACUUUGAAGUUGUUAAACAUACGCUUGGUUACUUAUCUGCCACCUUAGAGAAGGGCAUUCUUCUUUUAGCCUCUAAUCAGUUAACUCUCCAAGCGUAUUCUGAUUCCGAUUGGGGGGCAUGCCCCGAAACUAGACGUUCCAUUUCUGGUUUUUUUCUUCUUCUUGGACGGUCACCCAUUAGUUGGAAGUCUAAAACGCAAGCCACGGUUUCCAAAUCCUGCUCUGAGGCUGAGUAUCGCUCCAUGGCUAGUGCAUGCUCCGAAGUUGUCUGGGUUGUUCGACUUCUUGAGGAACUUGGUCUACAUUCCUUACGUCCUGUUACUCUACAUUGUGAAAACAUUUCUGCAAUUCAUAUUGCUCAGAAUCUGGUGUUUCAUGAACGCACCAAACACUUGGAGAUUGAUUGCCACUUUACCCGUGACAAGGUCAUUGAGGGUCUUUUACAGUUGAUAUACCUUCCCACUUCAUCCCUAUUAGUUGAUGUAUUCACUAAAGUUAUUCCUUCUGCUCAAUUUCGUCAUUUGUUAACCAAACUUGGCAUGUCUUCCCCAGCCAAGUUUGAGGGGCUGAUAAGAAUGUAUUUCGGUUUUCUCAUUUUGUAG